AUGGGACGCACGGCGUGUCCCACUGGCGAGGCGCUUCUCUCGGACUUCAGAGUCUAUCGUGGUGUGCAGAAACGUCACGCAUCCCGCACCCCCCACUCAAAUCCCCGCGCCCCCCUCUCUCCCCCACUCUCCCCUCAUUUUCGCCGCAUCCCCUCUCUCCCCUCAAAUCCCCGCUCUCCCCUCAUCUUCCCCGCUCUCCCCUCAUCUUCCCCGCUCUCCCCUCAUCUUCCCCGCUCUCCCCUCAUCUUCCCCGCUCUCCCCUCAUCUUCCCCGCUCUUCCCCCAUCUUCAGCGCUCUCCCCUCAAUUUCUGUGCUCGUUCCUCAUCUCCCCGGCUUUCCCCAUCCCCCACUCCCCCCCUCUCCCUCCCCUCCCACUGUACCCCCACUCACCCGUCAUCUUCCCCCUAUUCCCACGUCCUGACCAUCCCUCAUCCCCCCCGCCCUCUCCUCACCUUUCCCCCGCUCACCCCUCAUCAACCCCACCCAUACACUCCUCAUUACCUUUUCCCAUCCAUCACCACUCUCCAGUCCCUUCCCCCCAACCAACCCACAUUCCCCCUCCGCUCACGCUUCAUCUCCUCAUUCCCAUCCACCUCUCUCCAGAUCCUCCCCCACCCUCCUCCCCCACCCCCCCCCCCUCUCUCCCCUCUCUCCUGCCCCGCCCAACCAUCCCUCAUUCCCCCUGCCCCUACCCCUCAUCUCAAAGCUCUCCUCAAAUCCCUCUCCCGCUCACCCCCUCAUCUCCCCUUCCCCGCACCUUUUGCUUGUCCUCUUGCCUCUGCGCCUUGCCUCACCUCCUUCGGUUUGCUGCUUCCGUUUGGGUUCUUCUCUGAAGUGAUUUCUCUGUCUCUCCCUUUUCUGCUAUACUUGCCAUGGCGGUAUGCAUCAGUGAGCUGCCAUGGCGGCAUGCAUCAGUGA
Closterium sp. NIES-65 is the source of this 918-nucleotide messenger RNA. The record is from the annotation of a GenBank genome assembly. NCBI's taxonomy places the organism in Eukaryota, Viridiplantae, Streptophyta, Zygnematophyceae, Desmidiales, Closteriaceae.